UGACAGCCCCUCCCCCAUCCCACUACAGUCUGGCCCCCACCGCGUGAUCCCUCCCGGGCCUCCAGUUUUCCGGCCCCCUAAAGCUGCAGAGCUUUAAAUUCCGCGCUAGGAGGUGGGCUCAUUCCCGACUCUCAAGCAGCGGGCCCUUGGCUGUACUCCCAUCUGAGCACUUUCCCCCGGAGUACCCUGCGCUGCCUGCCUACUAGUAGGGAUGGGGUUGUGUGGCUACUCGCUGUUGCCCGUCCUCCUCUUCCUGCUCUCAGGGGUCCAUGAUGCCUCCUCCGACACUCCCGCCAAUUGCACUUUUGAUGAUCUGCAGGGUACCUGGGUCUUUCAGGUGUCCGAGGGUCGGGGGCCAAACGACAAUCGAAUUGACUGCUCUAAGCCGGGGCCACCAAAAGACAAAAUGGUAGUACACCUGCAAAAGUUAAAUGUGGCACAAGAUGACUUUGGCAAUUCUGGCAUCUUCACCAUCAUUUACAACCAAGGUUUUGAGGUGGUCAUAAAUGACUACAAAUGGUUUGCCUUCUUCAAGUAUAAGAGCGAGGCAGGCAAUGUGACAAGUUAUUGUCAUGAGACAUUUCCUGGAUGGGUACAUGAUGUUCUGGGCAAGAAUUGGGCAUGUUUCACUGCAAAGAAGGUUGUAAGCUCUGCUGAAAAUGUACGAAUCAGUGAGCUACCCCCUGAGCACUACAAAGAAAGGUAUUUACACAAACCUUACAGAAACAAUUAUGAAUUUGUGAAAGCCAUCAAUACUGUUCAAGAUUCCUGGACUGCUACUAUUUAUGAAGAACAUGAAAAAUACAAUAUGGAUCAAAUGAUUAAGAGAAGUGGUGCUCAUUCAUUCCCCAGGCCAAAACCUGCACCAUUGACCCAUGGAAUACUUCAAAAAGCUCUAACUUUGCCAAGUUCUUGGGACUGGAGAAAUGUUAAUGGUGUCAACUAUGUUAGUCCUGUUCGAAAUCAAGCCAGCUGUGGCAGCUGCUAUGCAUUUGCUUCCAUGGCCAUGCUCGAGGCAAGAAUCCGUAUCCUAACGAACAAUUCCAAGACUCCAGUGCUCAGUACCCAGCAGAUCGUGUCUUGCAGUGAAUAUUCUCAAGGCUGUGAUGGAGGCUUCCCAUAUCUCAUCGCUGGAAAGUAUGUCCAAGACUUUGGGGUGGUCGAAGAAAAUUGCUUUCCCUACUUGGGCCAUGAUUCUCCAUGUUCCCCAAAGAACUGCACUCGCUAUUAUGUCUCCGAUUACCACUAUGUGGGGGGCUUCUACGGAGCGUGCAAUGAAGCCCUGAUGAAGCUUGAGCUGGUUGAGAAUGGACCCAUGGCUGUUGCUUUUGAAGUGUAUAAUGACUUUAUUCACUACCAAAAAGGAGUCUAUCACCACACAGGUCUGAGAGACUCUUUCAAUCCCUUUGAAAUUACCAAUCAUGCAGUUCUUCUCGUAGGCUAUGGCACUGAUGAGAAGACUGGAGAACAUUACUGGAUAGUUAAAAAUAGUUGGGGGUCCUAUUGGGGUGAGGAUGGGUACUUCCGAAUCCUCCGAGGUACUGACGAAUGUGGCAUUGAGAGCAUUGCUGUGGCUGCCACUCCAAUUCCCAAGUUGUAGGGCAUUUCUGCAUUCUCCUCACUCAGACUCCAUAGAUGAACUCAGGGAUGAGUCUAGAUUUCACAAGAGCUUUUUUGAAAACUUCUGUGUGGAAUGUAAUAAAUUAUUGACUCUUAAAACUCCAAAGUGCCUACUAAGCCCCAGCCCCACUUUGGGUGUGGCUCUCUAUCCAAAGAUCUUUUACCGAGAGCACAGUUCAAUGAGGUUUACAGGGUAGUCGAGAGCAUUGGAGAAAUUAAUUCUAAUAGUCAUGUAAUUCAAAGAAAUAUAUAAGGAAAAAAAUAUUGUGAUUUAUGUUUGUAAAAUUACCAAACUGCUUAAAAAUGGAUUUUGUUGUAUGAAUGAAUCAUGGAGGGUGUGAGUGUAUUCAAAAAGAGAAUUUAUUGCUUGACAAAUGUUCAAAUGAUACCUCAGGCAUGUUACAGCUUGUACAUUUCAGAGAAUUCUUUAUACUUGGAACUUUUAAAAUGAAUUACUUAUAAGAGAGGCAGAAGCAAAGAUACUUGUCAAAUUCAUUUUAAAAAUUAAAACAUUGAAUUAUUUACUGAA
This is a messenger RNA of Monodelphis domestica (gray short-tailed opossum), 2149 nucleotides long. RefSeq names its product dipeptidyl peptidase 1. The record is from RefSeq and is a predicted model, not a curated record. Gene Ontology annotation, molecular function: cysteine-type peptidase activity. Gene Ontology annotation, biological process: proteolysis. NCBI's taxonomy places the organism in Eukaryota, Metazoa, Chordata, Mammalia, Didelphimorphia, Didelphidae.